UCGUGAACCGCUCUACGUAAACACGACACGAGUAUUCGAUUUGAAACAAAGGAUCCGUUUGUAGACGUUAAUACGCAAACGUUUCAGCUUAGAAUUUGGAAAUAAACAAAACUCCCGAAAUUGAGCUAGAUGAUCAAUAUAAACAACUUUCCGUUACUUCCUUCAAGAGAAGUACACACAACAACUUGGGUGGUUGUCCCACAAAUUAUUAUGUAAAUAAAGAAACUGCAACAAAUUUGCUCUGACAUGAAAGUUUUUGCAUGAUUUGCCUUGUUGAACAGUUGGUGAGCUCCUGCAAGGUCCCAACUUGAACACUGUUUGCAGUACUAAUAAACAGUUGAGUUGAGCGAUAUGCUAAAGAACUAACGCCUGAAAUUUCGCUUCGCUCAGUGAGUUGUGUGCUUGUUCGUGAAAUCGUCCCCGGAUAAUCGGCUUAAUCAUAUCAAUCAAACACUAUUUCCCUGCAGAUGAUGUAAACUUCAUAAUGAAACAGUUUCUGCAGCGAAAGUUGUAUUACGCUUGUGAACUGUCACCAUUUCAUCACAACAUGACCGAAAACAGCCGCUUGUCCGUCGAAGAAAUAGACCAAACAGCAGUUUUGGUAGCACAACUCGCACAUUUGUACAUGACCGCCGACAAUGCGGACGUCACCUUUAUCGUGCAGGGUGAACAUCUUCCAGCGCAUCGGAAUAUCCUGUCGGCAAGGAGUGAAUACUUUCGGGCUUUGUUGUAUGGUGGAUUGAAGGAGUCAAAGCAGAAUGAGAUUUCAAUGGAUGUUCCGGUAGAAGCAUUCAAGUAUCUGAUGACGUAUAUCUACACAGGCUGUUUGUCACCGAAACAAGUGAACCAUGAUGACUUAUUAGACAUACUCAAAUUAGCCCAUCAAUACCAAUUUAUCGACUUGCAGAAGGCUAUUUCAGAUUACCUGUGCAAAGUUAUUUGCUUGGACAAUGUUUGCGCUGCAUUAGACACGGCCUGUUUGUUGAAUCUACCCGAUUUAGCUUCUGCAUGCUACACCUUUAUGGAGGUGAAUUCAGAUAGCAUCAUAAAGCAGCAAAUGAUCCGUACAAUCUCCCAUGACAUCCUGAACACCUUACUCGAGCGGAGCACGUUUUAUCCUCCAGAGGUAAAGCUAUUUCAAGCCGUCCUUGAUUGGUGCCGAUUCAAUUCAGAAAAAGGGGAUAAAUCCGAAGAGCUGUUCAAUAAGAUACGCUUUACGCUGAUGUCUCGGGACGAUCUGCUGAAUGUGGUGCGGAGUGCUAAUGUGCUCAGCCAGAGCCGUCUGCUGGCUAUACUGGCUGAGAAAGAAAGGUUAACAAAGUUGCCUUAUCGUGCAACACCCUGUAAGCAUACAUUAUGGAACGGUAGUUGCAUGUGAACUGAUUCACCAUUUCUAUUUGCAGUGUUAGAGCGGACUAUAACAAUGAAUGGGAUUACAUGGUACAAUUCGUCCUCGGCUUCAAUAAUGGGAGAGCUCGAUUUGGGUAAACAUUUCCUAGCCAACAGCAUUCGAGUGGAAUUAUUUUUUUUCAUCGCACACCAUUAUCAUCGAGUAAAGCCUGUCAUACAAGUUUCAUCCGAUAAGCAGCGUUGGAGCAAAGGUGUCGAAUGUGGAGUAUCCUCUAAACAUGAGAUCGUAGUCCAUUUUCCCAUUAUGGCUCUUUGUUUUAUUCAUAUGUUGCAGGUUCAUGAAAGGUAUGAAUUUGGAGUAGUUAAAAUCUUGUCCUUUAGCUGUACAUGCAAGGCAGGUAAGCAAUGCUGCCAACAGUAAUAGAUCUCUGAUACGUUUAAAGUGAGUGGUUUGUCCUUUUGGUUUGCCCUUUUAGAUAUCAAUUACAAUAGAUAGAACAUUGUACGGUCAAAUAUAAGGGAACAUCAACAAAUCGAUUUAUAUCUAUUGAAUCAGAACCAAUUUCAGAGUAUUCUUUUAAACGUGAAAUUGUAUGAAACAUCGUACUUGACGUUUAAAAUGAAUUUUUAUAAGACAUACUCAACUUGAACGUGUACCAGAUUUAAUCAAAACACUCUGAAGAAUCUCAUAACUAAGC
Messenger RNA from Anopheles coluzzii, 2048 nucleotides. Its product is annotated as BTB/POZ domain-containing protein 9-like. The transcript has a single exon. The coding region runs from base 485 to 1378 and encodes 297 amino acids. Gene Ontology annotation, biological process: adult locomotory behavior; circadian behavior; modulation of chemical synaptic transmission. Gene Ontology annotation, molecular function: protein binding. NCBI's taxonomy places the organism in Eukaryota, Metazoa, Arthropoda, Insecta, Diptera, Culicidae. The record is from RefSeq and is a predicted model, not a curated record.